Messenger RNA from Benincasa hispida (wax gourd), 739 nucleotides. RefSeq names its product dormancy-associated protein homolog 4-like. The record is from RefSeq and is a predicted model, not a curated record. Lineage: Eukaryota; Viridiplantae; Streptophyta; Magnoliopsida; Cucurbitales; Cucurbitaceae.
UGUAGUUGAUAUUGUUCAUUAUAAAGCAAAAGCCUUCACCAGGUUCUUCUACAACCUUCUUAGAAGAGAGAUAAUCAUAAUUAAUUAAAAAUGAGUUUUCUCCAAAAAUUAUGGGACGAAACCCUCGCCGGUCCGGCUCCAGAUUCCGGCCUCAGUCGGCUACGUAAGUACAAUUCUUUCUCCGCCUCCAGAUCUCCGCCGAUGUUAUCCAACGACGUUGUCUCAAAUAUUCCUCCAAGUAUCCAAAUCCCUAGCCCUACGCUCUCUCAGAAUCAAACCUCCUUCCCUGAAUCGCCGAUCGCCUCCUCAUCCACGCCGCGGACUCCACCUUCCACUCCGCCAGAGACACCCCGAGGAGACGAUAUGAAGAGACUUGCAAGAAGAAGAUCCAUUGAUUAUCCUCGCCGCCGUCCUCUCGAAGGACCUGAACAAACUAGCCCUUCUGUUUAUGAUUGGAUCGUAAUAACUGCAUUGGAUCGUUGACGAACAAGAGAGAAGACCAACGGAAGAAGAGAAUGAAGGCUGUAAUUUCAUGAGGAUAAAGUAAAAUAUCUCUUUUUCCCACUACUAUUUUGUUAAUAUUAGAAGGAACACAAAUUUCCAUGUACAAUAUAUGUACAGAGUAUAAUUAGUAUAUAAUAGGAGGAUGUACCCGAAAAGACGGAUAAAAGGCUUUUUGUAUUUGUAUAUUCAAACUUUCAGUUAAUCGCUUUCUAAUUUGUAUUUUGUUCAUUUUCCA